AUGAAGUUGGGAGGCUUCCUUCUCCUUGCGGCACUCAUCUUCCUCAGCCUUGAGUUACAGGAGCUUCAGGCUGCGGUGAGACCAUUGCAACUUUUGGGGGCCUGUGCUGAGCUCUGCAGAGGUGACUGGGACUGUGGACCAGGGGAGCACUGUGUCAGCACCGGGUGUGGACAUGAUUGUGCUUCSGACUAA
This is a messenger RNA of Urocitellus parryii (Arctic ground squirrel), 192 nucleotides long. RefSeq names its product protein Wfdc21-like. Lineage: Eukaryota; Metazoa; Chordata; Mammalia; Rodentia; Sciuridae. Gene Ontology annotation, cellular component: extracellular region. Gene Ontology annotation, molecular function: peptidase inhibitor activity. The record is from RefSeq and is a predicted model, not a curated record.